AUGGUUGUACUGGACGGUGUCGACCUCGACGCCCUUGACUACAUCGUCAAGGUCCCCUUCAAUGGCUCCGGCCCCACAGGAGGAGACUCGCUGACUGAGGAUUUGAAUAUUUGGUACGAGCGUGAUCCCAAGACUGGUGAUAUAGGAUGGAUGAUAACGGCCACUGCCCUCGUCCUCCUCAUGAUUCCCGGCGUUGGUUUCUUCUACUCCGGCCUCGCUCGGAGAAAAUCCGCCCUCUCGUUGAUAUGGCUGUCGGUCAUGGCCACAGCCGUCACAACUUUCCAGUGGUUCUUCUGGGGCUACUCCCUCACCUUCUCACAUACCGCUGGCCCUUUCAUCGGAGACCUCGCCAACUUCGGCUUCAAGGACGUACUCGCCCGUCCAUCCGUCGGCUCUGCCCGUCUCCCUGAUCUGCUCUUCGCCGUCUACCAGGGCAUGUUCAGCGCCAUUACCGUCGCUCUCGCCACCGGAGCCGUUGCCGAGCGUGGCCGCAUGUUGCCCUGUGUCAUCUUCAUGUUUAUCUGGGCCACUGUUAUUUACGACCCAAUUGCCUGCUGGACAUGGAACACCAGUGGUUGGAGCAAUAAGAUGGGCGGGUUGGACUUUGCCGGUGGUACCCCGGUGCAUAUCGCAUCCGGGGCCGCAGCACUGGCCUAUUCUAUGAUGUUGGGCAAGAGGAGAGGGCACGGCACACACGAGCUCAACUACCGACCACACAAUGUUACCCACAUUGUCAUCGGAACUGUAUUCCUGUGGGUCGGUUGGUUCGGCUUCAAUGCUGGAUCCGCUCUGUCGGCGAACUUGAGAGCCGUCAUGGCUGCCGUGGUGACGAACCUGGCUGCUUGUAUGGGUGGUAUCACUUGGUGUGUGCUGGAUUACAGACUCGAGAGGAAGUGGUCCACAGUCGGCUUCUGCUCAGGUGUUGUUGCCGGAUUGGUCUCCAUCACUCCCGGCUCAGGUUACGUCCCAGUCUGGGCAGCGGUGCCUUUCGGCGUAUUGGGGGCCGGCUUCGCCAACUACGCUACGAAGCUCAAGUUCUUGCUCCGCAUCGACGAUGCCCUCGACAUUUUCGCAGUCCACGGCAUGGGUGGCUUUGUCGGAAACGUCUGCACGGCCUUCUUCGCCGCGGACUACAUUGCGCGUUUGGACGGCGUCACCGAGAUCAACGGAGGCUGGAUCAACCAGCACUGGAUCCAGAUCGGGUACCAGCUUGCGGACUCCUUCUCCGGAGGGAUGUAUUCAUUCGUCGGGACAUGUCUCAUCUUGUUCAUCAUGAACCUGAUCCCCGGGCUCCACCUGCGUGCAAGUGAAGAGGCCGAGAUCCUGGGCAUCGAUGAUGCGGAGAUUGGCGAGUUUGCAUAUGACUACGUCGAGCUCACGCGAGAAGUCCUGAACGAUGUCGAGGUCGAACAUGAUGCGAACAGCAGGUUCUCAGGUGAUGCUCAGAGUUACGACCCGAGGGAGAAGAACAGGGGCAUUCCACUCAUGGACUCUCGCAUGUUCAGCAGCGCGCAGACAUCUCACCAGUAA
Molecule: messenger RNA, 1530 nt
Organism: Diaporthe amygdali
Lineage: Eukaryota; Fungi; Ascomycota; Sordariomycetes; Diaporthales; Diaporthaceae
Product: ammonium transporter
Exons: 4
Coding region: 1-1530 (509 amino acids)
Biological process (GO): ammonium transmembrane transport
Cellular component (GO): plasma membrane
Molecular function (GO): ammonium channel activity
Source: RefSeq, a predicted model, not a curated record